Messenger RNA from Periophthalmus magnuspinnatus, 1754 nucleotides. RefSeq names its product canopy FGF signaling regulator 2 (gene cnpy2). The record is from RefSeq and is a predicted model, not a curated record. NCBI's taxonomy places the organism in Eukaryota, Metazoa, Chordata, Actinopteri, Gobiiformes, Gobiidae. Bases 245 to 796 code for a protein of 183 amino acids. The transcript has 5 exons. Gene Ontology annotation, cellular component: endoplasmic reticulum.
CUUACGUUGUCUACGUCACCAGAUUUCAGCAGCGUGGACAUCUGUGGAGUAAAAAAAAAAACAACAUUGAUUUAAAGCUUUUAAGUUCAUGAAAAGUCACACAGUUUAUCGGUCUAAAUUGAAUCUUAUCUGUCCAUCAUUUCAAACGCUCUGGGGGAGUUUUGAAGAUAGAAACGGGCUGUUCUAGUUCUAGCUCACCGGCGCUGCUGACUCGUACUCAUCACUGCUAGAUUCAGGUGAAAAGAUGAGAGAUUUGCUCGCAUUUUUUGUGCAAAUUGCGAUUUUGUUUCUCCUCCUGGACUUCACCCAAGCAGCCAGGCAGCCGCAGGACAUCAGAUGUGGAGCUUGCAGGGCGCUCGUGGAUGAGAUGGAGUGGGCGAUCUCGCAGGUCGACCCCAAAAAAACAAUUCAGACCGGGUCAUUUAGGAUUAACCCCGAUGGGAGCCAGUCCAUCAGAGAGGUCCCUCUGGCGCGCUCUGAAGGAAACCUCUUGGACCUGAUGGAGUCUGUGUGUGAACGCAUGGAGGACUAUGGGGAGGUGGUGGAUUCUUCUGAGAGAAAAACCUACAUCAGGAUCAAGUCUCGGACCGGGGAAAGUCUGGACCUGUCCGAGGCCACACUGGACUCCAGAGUCACCUCCAGCUUAAAGUUUGCAUGUGAGACCAUAGUGGAGCAGCAUGAGGACGAACUGAUCGAGUUUUUCUCACACGAAAUGGAAAACGUCAAAGAUCAUCUCUGUAGCAAAAGGACGGAUCUAUGUGACCACGCCUUGAACAUCCCCCAUGACGAGCUUUGACACAGGACUGCUGCUGAAACCUCUGAAACGGAGACACCUGGUGCUGUAAAACCUCUAGUUUUGUUCACUUUGGUCAGUUUAUGAGAAGAGCAGUAAUGCCUUAACAUUUAUUUACAAUAUUGUUAUUUAAAGCUGUCUCACUCUGAUAAAACUAGCAAAAAGUGUUAUUUAAGUAGCCAUCAUGUUUUGAAAGUAUUGUAUUAGUUUUGCUGUUCAUUUUUCAGUCUUCUCCCAAAUGUUAUUACUCUUAUAUGAGUUUAAAAUGUGCACUGUGAAAUUAAUCCUUGUUUGUAAAAAAACAAACAGAAUGAUAAAAUUAUAUUAUUUUUACCAAAUUGUCCUGUUCUAGUAUCUAAAUAUAUUAGGAUGACAUUACACUCCUGUUUUAAACUUACCAGUCCACAUUUUUUGACACAAGGAAAACCGGAUAUCGGCACCAAUGCUAAAACAAUUGCUGGAUCGGGUAUCGGCUUCCAAAUAUCGGCAAGCUGAUGUAAUAUGACUAUUUACUGUUUAAACUUUUAUUUAUACAAAGCUCUUCUACAAUUACUAGUGGGCUAAAAAUGGCUACAUUUGGAUCACUUUUGUCUUAUUCAAAAGGAAAUAAAUACAUUUUUCUGUCAGAUGAUAUCCGGGAUCGGCAGAUACUUAAAGCUAUAGUAUCAAAAUCAGUAUCGGAAUUAUACAUUAUAUAAUUAAUGAACAUAAAUCGAUAGAAAAUGAUCGGAUUUAUAGCCAACUGCUUGCUCAUUCAUUAUAUAUAGUACGUCCGUUAGUUUCCACCAGAGAGCACUAUCACUGUCUCAAUUUGAAUAUAAUGUUGUUCUGUCUGAGGAUUUUGUGAAAUGAACUUAGCCUCGUAUGUGAAAUUUUCCUGAACUCUUUUUUUUUAUAUGAACUUUGUAAGUUUUUUCACCUUGUUUUGUCUUAAAAACCAAAUACAUUUGUACAACAUCGG